AUGUGGGGAGUUGGUUGUAUAAUGUUUGAAAUGAUAGCCGGACGUGCACUUUUUCCUGGAUCGACAACCGAUGAGCAAUUAGGAUUGAUAUUUAGGACUCUUGGAUCUCCACGAACCGAUCGCCAUGCGACCAUUUGCGCUCGACCUGCGUAUGCUCCUUUCGCUCAGAAAGUCUAUCAUCCAGAACCGUUGUCAAGACAAAUACCCAGGCUAGAUGCAAAUGGCCACGAUCUCCUUUUGAGAUUCUUGCAGUACGAAGGCAGAGACCGGAUAUCAGCACAAGAUGCUAUGUGCCAUAACUUUAUGAGGAGUUUACCACCGAAGGUAAUUGUUCUUUUUUGCUUCUCUUUGAAUUUGGGCGGAUUUCUUUGA
Molecule: messenger RNA, 372 nt
Organism: Cylicostephanus goldi
Lineage: Eukaryota; Metazoa; Nematoda; Chromadorea; Rhabditida; Strongylidae
Source: the annotation of a GenBank genome assembly